Molecule: messenger RNA, 3021 nt
Organism: Rhipicephalus sanguineus (brown dog tick)
Lineage: Eukaryota; Metazoa; Arthropoda; Arachnida; Ixodida; Ixodidae
Exons: 2
Coding region: 1-3021 (1006 amino acids)
Molecular function (GO): nucleic acid binding; zinc ion binding
Source: RefSeq, a predicted model, not a curated record
AUGUUGAGGGACAGAUUUGUGUGUGGAAUUCGUGACAGAGGCGUGCAACAGCGGUUGUUAGUUGAGAAAAACCUCACUCUGGACAAAGCCGUAGAAGUUGCAAGAACGGCAGAGGCGGCAGAACUCAACGCAAGCGAGCUGCGCAAGGGCCACUCCGACAGACCCGCUUCUCCUGCUCAAGAAGGCUUGGCGAACCAUCUCAAGUUCAAGAAAAGGCAUGCGCACGCACCCAAGGGUCAUAAGGUGCAAGAAUUGAAUCCGAGAGACAAACCCAAGGCCGGACAUCACGAGAAGUUCAAGCCUUGUAUACGCUGUGGAUCCCGCGAUCACAGGCCUCCGGAGUGCAAACAUAUAAACACGAGGUGCUACAAGUGCGACAAAGUAGGUCACUUGGCCAGCUGCUGUUUGUCUAGUGAUGACAAGGGAAAGCAGCAGCGGGGUUCUCAAGUGAACACGGUGCAGUCUGCGGACAAGCCACCUGAGUACUGCCUGCAUUCUCUGCGGACGCAGUCAUCCUUGAAGCCCAUUACAAUGGCAUUCAUUGUCAACGGAGUGCCAUUGGAAAUGGAGUUAGACUCAGGUUCUCCAGUUUCCAUAAUCUCGAAGGACACCUACCUGCAGCACCAAGGAGCUUUGCCAGUGCUUUCGCAGACAGACGUCAAGCUCAACUGCAUACGUGGAACCAUACCGGUGCAGGGAACGUUGUCUGUUCAUGUACGUCUAGGCAAAACUGCAAGUCAGCAGGCACUGCUUGUGGUAGCUUGCAAGAGUCCCAGCUUAUGCGGUAGAGAUUGGCUUGCAACCUUCAAUCUUCUGCCACGCCAAGUAAACGCAACGCAGAUGGAUUGUGCCACAGUAGAGAUCGUACGUGCGAUGCUCUUGGAAUUUGAAGACAUUUUCAAACCGGGGUGUGGGACACUAAAAGGACCACCAGUGCAUGUCAAGGUUCGACCUGAUGCGGAACCACGGUACUACAGGCCUCGUUCAGUGCCAUAUGCACUCCGAGUCAAGGUUGAAGAACUUCAGCGACUGGAACAUGAAAACAUCAUCACGCCAGUGGACCAUUCCGAUUGGGCUUCACCAAUAGUGCCAGUUCUAAAAGCAGAUGGGCAAAGUGUCAGGAUCUGCGGCGACUAUAAGAUCGGAGUCAAUCCAGCAGUGGUGACAACACAGUACCCAUUACCUAAAGUGGAAGAUAUAUUUGCGUCAUUGCAAGGUGGGGUCAAGUUUUCCAAACUGGAUUUUCGAGAGGCUUACAACCAAGUCCCAGUGGAUGAAGAGACCAGCAAGCUACUGGUCAUCAACACGCACAGAGGUCUCUUUGCCUACAAUCGCCUGGCAUACGGCGUAUCCCCAGCCCCUGCCCUCUUCCAAAGAAGAAUGGAAGAAAUCCUUCGUGACAUUCCUGGCACGUCCGUAUACCUAGAUGAUGUCUUGGUGACUGGCAGAACGGAUGAUGAACACCUCCAGAAUCUGCGCAAAGUUCUACAGAGAAUCAAAGAGCCUGGGUUGAGAUUGAAACAGGAGAAGUGCGAAUUCUUCAAACCAUCUCUCGUUUACUUGGGCCAUGAAAUCAGUGCAACUGGUCUUCAGCCAUCAAAGAAAAAUGUUGAAGCCAUCAUGGAAGCACCCGAGCCAAAAGACGUCGGUGAGCUGAGAUCCUUCAUUGGACUCUUGUCAUACUAUGGAAAAUUCCUCCCGAACUUGUCUACACUACUAGCACCCUUGUAUGCUGUGCUCCACAAGAACAGCCCCUGGAGGUGGACAGAUGAAGAACAAACAGCCUUCAUCAAAAGCAAGAAAGUCAUCAUGGAAGCAAAGGUGUUGGCACACUACGACCCAUCUAAGGAAUCGGUGCUUGCAUGUGACGCUUCGCCAUAUGGAGUUGGUGCAGUGCUUUCACACCGUGAAAAUGGGGUGGAGAAGCCGCUGGCAUUUGCAUCUCGCACACUCACAGCAGCUGAGCGAAACUACUCGCAUCUGGAGAAGGAGGCCCUGGCCAUCAUCUUUGGUGUCACACGCUUCAGAGACUACUUGCUGUGUCGAAGCUUUGUCCUAAUCACUGAUCAUAAGCCAUUGGUUGGCAUAUUUCGUGAAGACAAAGCAAUUCCAGCGAUGACUGCUUCUCGCAUUCAGCGUUGGGCCAUCACACUGGGAGCCUACACUUAUACGAUUGAGCACCGACCAGGACGUCUCAAUGGGAAUGCUGAUGUCAUGAGUAGAUUACCACUGACAGAGCUUUAUGCAGAGCCACCUGAACCACCGGAGCUGGUCAAUGCAAUCUCAAAGCUGGAAAAGCUAGCAGUAUCGGUGAAGCAACUGCAGCAGUUCACUGACAGUGACCAGACUCUAAGCCAAGUGCUGCAGUGGGUCAGAGUUGGGUGGCCGCAGAGUCCCCCAGACAAAGCUUUCCAACCAUUCUGGCAAAGACGGGACGAGCUGAGCGUGCACAGCAAUCUGCUGUACUGGGGAAAUCGGGUUGUAGUGCCACAUCCUGCUCAGAAGCAUAUCUUGGAGCUGCUACAUGAGGCGCACCAGGGAAUGGUCAUCAUGAAAGGCAUGAGCACCCCGCCCAAAGGGAACAUCGCCCUCCGAGCUGAUGCUGGCAUACCCAAUGAAAGCAAAGAUGGAACUUUGCAUUCCCAGACGGGGGGCAGAGGUGAGGCCAAAACAGUCACAGAGUCCAAGGAGCAUGCUGAAAAGAAGAAAAAGGGACCAAGGUUCAAGAAAGGAGACAAGGUGGCAGUUCGAAAUUUCGGCAGAGGUCCCAAGUGGUGGUUAGGCGAAGUUGAAGAAAUAAAUGGAUCUUCUAUGGUAACUGUUUCAACUCCCCAAGGGAAGGUUCGUCGCCACAACGACCAAGUGAAAAUGCACUUGGACCCUCCAGCACCCAGUUCUGCGGAUACAACACCCACCGAGGAAAACUGUGUAGCCAGCACCUCGGGCAACAUAGAGGCCGCAACAGUGCCAUCAGCAAGACGUCCAACCCGAACUAUCCGCAAGCCCCUACGAUACCAAUAA